This is a messenger RNA of Triticum dicoccoides, 740 nucleotides long. Its product is annotated as protein GLUTAMINE DUMPER 6-like. Gene Ontology annotation, biological process: regulation of amino acid export. The coding region runs from base 122 to 484 and encodes 120 amino acids. NCBI's taxonomy places the organism in Eukaryota, Viridiplantae, Streptophyta, Magnoliopsida, Poales, Poaceae. The transcript has a single exon. The record is from RefSeq and is a predicted model, not a curated record.
GCUCAGCCGUUACAGCCACCCACAGAGAAGAAGCGCGAAACCACCACUCUGCUUGCUGUACGCGCACACAGAGAGGAAGAAAGUGGGAAGAGGGAUCGAUCCGCGUGCUCCAUCGUUCGUCAUGAGGCCGAUCAGAGCGGGCGAGGCAAUGGUGGCGGUCGGCCACGGCGCGCACCCGGCCUUCUGGAGGACGCCGACGCCGUACCUCCUCCUCGGCUUCGCGCUCAUGAUGGGGAUCAUCCCCGUGGCGCUGCUCGUGCUCGUCUGCACGGACAGCAAGCCGUCCGGGUCGUCGUCGCGGCGGGGGAGCGCCGGCGAGGACGCGUCGGCGCGCGGGAUGGCGCCGCUCGACAGGGAGCCCAAGGUCGUCGUCAUCAUGGCCGGCGACGACUUGCCGUCCUUCCUCGCCAGCGCCAGGCCGUUCGCCUUCCCCGCCGUGACCGCCGCCGACGCGGGGGAGCCGCGCGGGGAGGACGCGUCGUAGGCGCGGCGCGGCGCGGCGCGCGCACCCGUGUACCCUCUGCCGGACGCGGGCCCAAUUUUGGUCGUCGGAUUUUCUCCUAGGAUUUUCCCCGCGUGUUCUGUCUGUAGAAUCUAAUUAGCAGAGAAGAUAGAGCUGUUGUUUGCGUUCUUGGUGAGGUGAGCGGCGCGCCGGCGGCGUGCGUUGAGAUCUGUGAACGCAAAUGGAAUUUUGGCCUGCAUAUUCAAUAAAUGCAUGACGCUCGCUUUGCUGCUCUCCA